Molecule: messenger RNA, 1331 nt
Organism: Ipomoea nil (Japanese morning glory)
Lineage: Eukaryota; Viridiplantae; Streptophyta; Magnoliopsida; Solanales; Convolvulaceae
Product: 1-aminocyclopropane-1-carboxylate oxidase homolog 1-like
Exons: 3
Coding region: 105-1208 (367 amino acids)
Source: RefSeq, a predicted model, not a curated record
AUUAUAUUGUCUUAUAGUCAAACUUUUAAAAUAAAGUUGUGAGAUAAGAGUCUAGAGAGUGGAUUUGGAUUAACUGAACAACAAGAAUUGGAAAACUUCCAAGAAUGGAACUGUCUGAAUACACAGAGUCUCCCGAUUAUGAUCGAGCAAAAGAGUUAGAGGCUUUCGACGAUUCAAGAACUGGAGUCAAAGGCCUAAUCGACGCCGGAAUCCAAAAAAUCCCAAAAAUAUUCGUCCGGCCGGCGGACGAGCUUGUCGAGGAGCUGAGCCUGCAGUGUCCGUCCGACGAUCUCCGACCACCCGUCAUAGAUCUCGCCGGCAUCGGAGUCAAGGACCAGCGCGAGAAGAUCGUCGGUCAAGUGAGAGAGGCGUCGCGAGAGUGGGGCAUUUUUCUGGUGACCAAUCACGGGAUCCCGUCCGGCAUCCUGGACGGAAUGAUCGACGGGAUUCGCAGGUUUCACGAACAGGACGGUGAGAUUAAGAAAACGUUUUACUCCCGCGACCGGACCAGACGGGUGAAAUACUCGAGCAACAUUGACCUGUUUCAGUCACGCGCUGCGAAUUGGAGAGACACGUUGACCAUUUCCAUGGCGGCUUCACAAAAUCUUGAACCGGAAGACUUACCAGCAAUUUGCAGAAAUGCAUCAAUGGAGUACAUAACUCAUGUUACAAGGCUAGGAGAAAUAGUAUUUGAGUUAAUAUCAGAAGCUUUGGGCCUGAAACCGAAUUACUUGAACGAGCUAGAGUGUGCGAAAGGCCGCACAUUGGUGUGCCACUACUAUCCGCCGUGCCCGCAGCCGGAGCUAACUUUAGGCGCCACCAAGCACACCGACCCUGCUUUUCUAACCAUUUUACUACAAGACCAAAUCCAGGCUCUCCAGGUCUUGCACGACAACCUUUGGAUCAACGUGGAACCCGUCCCAGGAGCCCUCAUCAUAAACAUCGGAGACCUUCUCCAGAUUUUAUCGAACGAUGAGUUUGUGAGCCCUAUGCAUAGAGUGAUUGCUAACAAGGAGGCACCAAGAACUUCAGUGGCAUCCUUCUUCCGUGGUGCUGUUGAGCCUCCGACAACCUACGGUCCCAUCAAAGAGCUCACAUCGGAAGGAAGAACUCCGGCGCUGUACAAGGAAUUUACGGUGCCGGAAUACUUGAAUAAGUUCUUUGGAAGGGCUAUUAAUGAGUCUGGUCUUCAACUUUUCAGGCUGUGACCAAAAUCCCAUCAUGGGUUAUGUUUGUACCACCAUGAAAUUGAUACAUCAUUACGUUGCCUAAACUCAAACUUUAGUAUGUGUUAAUAUUCUUAGAAAAUCACACAUUUAACAUCUCAAUCA